Messenger RNA from Talaromyces rugulosus, 2619 nucleotides. RefSeq lists its product as uncharacterized. The record is from RefSeq and is a predicted model, not a curated record. Gene Ontology annotation, biological process: Golgi to vacuole transport; receptor-mediated endocytosis; intracellular protein transport. Lineage: Eukaryota; Fungi; Ascomycota; Eurotiomycetes; Eurotiales; Trichocomaceae. Gene Ontology annotation, cellular component: membrane coat; AP-1 adaptor complex; Golgi apparatus. The coding region runs from base 1 to 2619 and encodes 872 amino acids. Gene Ontology annotation, molecular function: clathrin-cargo adaptor activity. The transcript has 5 exons.
AUGUUCACCAGUGUUCUCAGUGACAACCCUGUCAUUCACACCCCAGAGGAAGAGAGAGAGAGAGAAUGCAGACGGACUGACCACAACGCCUACUACACAGUCAAGCAGUUCAUUCGCAACGUCCGGUCUGCCAAGACAAUUGCAGAUGAGCGAGCCGUCGUUCAAAAAGAGAGCGCCGCCAUUCGCGCCUCCUUUCGAGAGGAAAGCCAUGACUCCAAUGUUCGGAGGAACAAUGUUGCCAAGCUAUUGUAUCUGUUCACCCUCGGAGAACGAACCCAUUUCGGCCAGAUCGAAUGUCUGAAGCUGCUGGCUUCUCCGCGUUUCGCCGACAAGCGAUUGGGAUACUUGGGGACCAUGCUGUUGCUGGACGAGAACCAGGAAGUUUUAACUUUGGUCACCAAUUCUCUGAAAAAUGAUUUGAAUCAUUCCAAUCAAUAUGUCGUUGGCCUAGCUUUGUGCACGCUGGGCAACAUUGCCUCUAUCGAGAUGUCCCGAGAUCUGUUUCCCGAAGUCGAGUCAUUGAUCACCACAGCCAAUCCUUAUAUUCGACGGAAAGCGGCGCUGUGUGCCAUGCGUAUCUGCCGGAAAGUUCCUGAUUUGCAGGAACAUUUCUUGGAAAAAACCAAGAUGCUCCUCUCGGAUCGUAACCAUGGUGUUCUUCUUUGCGCUUUGACUCUAGCGGUUGACCUCUGUGAACAUGCCGAAGAGCUUGAAGAGGGCCAAGACGAGAUUAUCGAAUCCUUCCGUCCGCACGUCGGCCCACUCGUCAAGGUUCUGAAGGGCUUGACUACUUCGGGCUAUGCUCCUGAACAUGAUGUCUCGGGUAUUACUGAUCCUUUCUUGCAAGCAAAAAUACUUCGCUUCCUUCGUGUCUUGGGUAGAGGAGACGUAGCCACCAGUGAACUCAUCAACGACAUCCUUGCUCAGGUCGCCACGAACACGGAAUCAUCCAAGAACGUCGGUAAUGCUAUUCUUUACGAGGCUGUGCUCACAAUUCUCGACAUCGAGGCCGACUCCGGUCUCCGAGUCCUUGGUGUCAACAUUCUUGGAAAGUUCCUUGCCAAUAAAGACAACAACAUUCGAUACGUCGCCUUGAAUACACUGAUAAAGGUGGUGGCUGUCGAGCCCAAUGCGGUACAAAGGCAUCGGAACACCAUUUUGGAUUGUUUACGAGAUCCCGAUAUCAGUAUUCGUCGCCGAGCCCUCGACUUGAGCUUCACCUUGGUCAACGAGGGCAAUGUCCGUGUCUUGGUCCGAGAGCUCUUGGCUUUCCUCGAGGUCGCCGACAACGAGUUCAAGCCAGCAAUGACUUCUCAAAUUGGUAUCGCAGCUGAUCGUUUCGCUCCGAAUAAGAGAUGGCACGUCGACACCAUGCUGCGAGUCCUUAAACUCGCUGGCAGCUACGUCAAGGAACAGAUUCUCUCGUCCUUUGUCCGGUUGAUCGCGACGACUCCGGAUUUGCAAACAUAUGCGGUUCAAAAGCUCUACACCGCACUGAAAGAAGAUAUCACACAGGAAGGCUUGACACUUGCGGCGUCAUGGGUUAUUGGUGAAUACGGAGAUGCACUUCUCCGUGGUGGGCAAUACGAAGAGGAGGAACUUGUUCAAGAGGUUCGCGAAAGCGAUAUCGUUGAUCUAUUCAUCAAUAUCCUCAACAGCACCUCUGCAUCUCAAGUCGUCACAGAAUAUAUAACCACCGCUGCCAUGAAGCUCUCGGUCAGAAUUUCGGACCCAACCCAAGUGGAAAGACUCCGUCGAUUUUUGGUUAGCCGCACGUCUGAUCUCAAUGUUGAAGUACAGCAACGAGCCGUCGAAUACAGUAACCUAUUUGGCUACGACCAAAUCCGCCAAGGUGUCUUGGAGCGUAUGCCGCCUCCCGAGAUUCGAGAAGAGCAACGGGUGUUUGGUGAACCGACAAACAAACGACAGAGCCGAAUGCUCAAAGACAAGUCCAAGAAGGCGCCCAAGCAGACAGAAGACAUGCUCCUCGAUUUAAUGGGUGGCUCAGAUGUUGGUCCUACGAGUCCCACGGGUGCCAAUGGCACCUCACAAAACACAGCCGAUCUGCUGGCCGACAUCCUGGGCGGUGGGGAUUCUUCAGCUCCACAGCCAGCUGCAUCCUCCAAUACCAGCGCAAUAAUGGAUCUCUUUGGAUCAAGCGGCACGCCAGCUCCCCAGACACCUUCCCCUGCCCCUACAUCUGCGUCUCAGGAUCUUCUAGGCGGUCUUGGAGCUCCCAGCUCCCCGGCCCCUGCUCCUUCAACAACCGGUCCAUCGGCACACACCGCAUUCAACAAGAAUGAUUUGGUACUUACGCUGCAGGUUCAACGUAAUUCCAGCGGGACCGGUGCCCAGAUUCUCGCUCGCUUCCGCAACGAGUCUAGUUUCAACCGGAUAACUGGUGCUGGCCUUCAGGCUGCGGUUCCCAAGAGCCAACGACUACAACUGAGCGCCAUCAACAAGGCAGAUCUUGAUGGAGGAGAAGAGGGUACCCAAGCUAUGAGAAUAGCUGCUGUCACUGGGGCACUCCCGCCUAAACUACGCUUGCGUCUUCGCGUAACGUAUGGGAAAGAUGGAUCCGACCCAGUCACUGAGCAAGUCGACUGGACCGAGCCAUGA